This is a messenger RNA of Syngnathoides biaculeatus (alligator pipefish), 1205 nucleotides long. RefSeq lists its product as uncharacterized. NCBI's taxonomy places the organism in Eukaryota, Metazoa, Chordata, Actinopteri, Syngnathiformes, Syngnathidae. The transcript is spliced from 3 exons. The record is from RefSeq and is a predicted model, not a curated record. The coding region runs from base 276 to 935 and encodes 219 amino acids. Gene Ontology annotation, biological process: negative regulation of double-strand break repair via homologous recombination; positive regulation of double-strand break repair via nonhomologous end joining; positive regulation of isotype switching.
AGAACCGGCGGAUUGUACUUGUUUUUGUAGGUCAUUAACUGAAUCAAUGUUGGUGUAAAACCACGUCUCGCUUUUAACUGGUAAGUACACGUAACACUCGUUCGACGUGUUCACGACCACUGUAUUUACAAGCUUUACUCAGCGAGCGAGCACGAAGGAUCUCGUUUCAACGUUGACUCAAGUCUCGCGAGACGGGAGACACCGAGAUGUCCGCACCGGCUAGCAGCUGCCAGCUUCACGAUGGCCAAGGUAAAGCGACUACAUGAUGAGGUGUGAUGAUGGAGGAUGUCGUCGUUCAUCAUUGUCUUGAAGGCUCUGAUGGACUGGGGGAUUUAAUUGCAAUCACAGAGAAGCUCUUGCUUCCCUUUGCCUGCCGCCCCCCUGCUGUCUUCACGCCGUGGUUCUCCUCCUCAUCAGCAAGACGCCCUCCGCCUAUCAGACCAGCUAAAAGUGCCCCCGUCAUCAACGCGGGGGAUUUCAAGUGUCUCCAUGAUGCUUCAAAAGAUGGCGGCCGGAUCCCUGGAACAUCAAACUGUCUCGCUUCUGACAAGAAAAGCAUUGCUGUCAAGCGGUCCUGGAAUGUGUUGGCUUCCAAAGAUGCAUAUCAGCCCUCGCCGUCUCUCUCGAAACGCUUCCGUCACACCCUGUCCUUGCAUGCGCUGCACCCGCUCCAGAGGUCCAAGUGGGUCAUCAGUCAGCAUAACUGCGGCGCUGCCCGAGACAUCGAAAAGGUGUGGGAAGCCCUGAGCAGAGCCACGCGGGGAGGCGGAUUGCCCACAUGCAACGCCAACAUCCAGCGCGAGCGGGCUGAGAUCUGGGUGUUCUGCGACGUAGCGUACUCUGAGCAGGUGGGCCUCUUCCUGAAGCGACGUCUACAGCUGUUGGGCAGCAUCCGGCUGCACGUGCGCAAGUUUGGAGAUAUCCUCAGCUUGUAGCUUGAAGUUUGAUUUCUGAAGUUUUGUGUCAUUUAAAGGCAGCUUUUUUUUUCCCUGAAAAUCACGUGUAAUUAUGAAAUGAAUGAUUUCAGUGUAUUUUAACACAUCUAAAAUAACUCCAUAUUUCUCAUAUAAUGAAAUGAAACGUUUUAUAAUGUACUUUUAUUAAUAUGAAAUUGUAAUGUGUACUUUAAUUUUACAAGAAUCUCCAUGUAAUUUACAUUUUAAUAAUAAAGGAGGUGAAAACUUUUUUUUUCACAAUUUAAAACA